Physcomitrium patens is the source of this 3366-nucleotide messenger RNA. RefSeq lists its product as uncharacterized. The record is from RefSeq and is a predicted model, not a curated record. NCBI's taxonomy places the organism in Eukaryota, Viridiplantae, Streptophyta, Bryopsida, Funariales, Funariaceae.
AGCUUUAGAAUAGGGAAGAGUCUGAGAAGCAUCAAAGGCCGCGCAGAGGCAACGUGGGAACACCACGGCAGCCAACUAGCACAGCCACCAAAUCAAUUCCAGCCUUUUGCCAGUCUCCAAUUCCGCUUCACAGCCGCAAUUGGGCCACGUACGCCCACGAGAUCUCCUUUCGCCCCGCCUCCAUACUCCCCACAUACGGGUCGAAUACGUAUGACAUAUACGCUUGAGCAUUUUUGCUGACGAGUUAGUAAGAGAAACAAAGCGUAUGUUGGGGUUUACAUGGCGAUGGUGAAGCUGGUGUGUGUUUUGGAUAGUGUAGGUUUGGCUCCCAGUGUCCGCUGCAGUGUCCGCUCUCGUCAUCUUGUCCUGUUUUCUCACGCGCCCUCGUGGAGCUGCGAGAGAGAUGGAGUUUUGUGAGUUCUCGGGCUCGUGAGGGUUUCAUAGAGUUACCAGUAUAGAGAGUGGUGGCGAGUGUUCGGCAUAUUCAUAUGCCGCCACCUGCUCAUAUUCUGUUCGCUGCCGCCGAGCCGGUUCGCACAGGAGACUCUCCGUGAGCCCGUUGGCGUUGUCUGGGUUGUGAGUCAGUUUUGGGAGUUCGAGAGUGUUAGACACUUGUGGCUUUUUAUGGACGAAUGGUGUAGACGGGUGUGGUCAGUGUCGUGGAGGGGGGUAGUGCUGGUGAGGGAGGCAGGAGGCGGGAGGUGGGCGCUCCGGGCGACGCAGUGGGUGGGGUUGCGGUUUUAUGACGGUUUUGGGCGUGCACCGGGUGCUGUGGUGGGAAGUCUGGAGGCUGCGGCGCGGGUUGUUGUAGGUGGCUGUUUUAAGGCGCACUCUGUGGGGAGCCUCAAUCGGGGUGUGCUUAUGAGCGCACCUCAGAGGUAGGGUACAUGUGUGCUGGAGGAAUUGCCCGAGUGUAGGCAUAGGGGACUGAGUAGUUUACCAAGUGAUCACCGCUUUAGCUUUCUGCACGAUGAUUACGUAGUAAAUCCGUCGAUACUUCAACAUUGGGUGCUGCUCAGAUGUUAACAAACGAAGUUCGCUCCUGCAUCAUAUGUCGUGAUGAAUAGAGACGGUUGCGUGGAUGUUAUCAUAAAGCGAUGAGACGUAAGAACUGAUACCGGCAGAUCAAGGAGGGUGUAUGCUGGUAAUGCAAACAGGUAUCCCCAUGUUUCCCUCAAAGACAGACCACAUAAUGUCAAGAUACCGGCCCAUAGCUCCAAAACCUACGCCCAAGUCUGAGGGUACCGAUCACACUGACUCUCAUUCGCUGUCCUCCCUGUCGACUGAUAAAAACAAAUCGGCUAGCAAGCGGAGGAGUAAGCGCCCACCAGAUGCGUCGAAGUCCCCUCGCACUGCAAAGAAAACUCGGCACAACGGGAUGAGCUCGGGAUCAUUCCCUGGGAAGAGUGGAGGAGCGGAAGGAAACUUGGAAUUUCAGCCACCGAGCUUCAAUCUCACGCCGAUUUUCAGUGAUCGAGUCGCGCCAGUAUUUGGUCCCGGAGGAUUGCAGCGUUUCAAAGAUAGCUUCGAUCAUACACAGAGUGGAGUUUCGGUAUCGUUGUCUCUGUCAGCGAAAUCUCCACCUUGUGACUCGUACUACGAGCAACCAAUCAACCUCAACAAUCUUAAUAACACCACCCUGAGGUGCAGUAAGGAUGGCUUGAGCUUCAAUGUUGGCACUUCUCAUGCUGUCCCACUUGAGAAGGAUUUGGGAUUCAUGGGGCGAGCUGCAGACGCUCGUGAAGGAUAUGGAACGGGCAACUCAACAUCCCUGUACUCCGUGGAGCAUUCCAAUAUUUGUGUGCGAAAGGAGCCCUUGUUUGGUUGUCUAUCCCAUUCCACCAGCUUCGGUGCAGACAGCGAGGUCUGCUCAGCGGAGGACGCCCCUGAAAGCCAGAAAGCGAAUAUUGUAACCCUAUCCCUUCUUCCUGAUACUCCUUCUCACAUGAACACGCGCUCCACGUCCUCUAGCUCGACCCUCUCUCUCCUACGUUCUGAUGUGCGAUGGACUUCCGGGAAGGAAGUCACCUCGAGCAGUGAUCUGAACACUAGUUUGACCAUGUCGAGCAAAGCACGGUGGUCUGAGGAAGACACGAACACGAGCCUAGGGAUGACCCCUCCGGAUAGCCUCGCCCCUCCGGCAGCUCGCAUGUUUUUGGACCGGGCGGCUAAACCAUCCCAAGUAGACGGCGGAAUGCGUGUCGUGGAUUCACAUUACUUAGAACAGCGGCACGGUGGAUCUUCCGAGGCGGUGAUGCUCACUGAUAAAGACGGCGCGGUCUUGUGGGUGAAUUCGGCGUUCAAGAGAUUGUCCAACGAAAGGACAAGCAGCAGCCGAAUGCAGGCAAUUGGACCACAUAUUGACCCAUUGGGAAUUCGCACCCAGUUAGCAGUUUUCACAUUCCAGCCGCCGUUUCCAGCGUCCAAGUGCAAGGCAGUACUAUGGGGGUUUUUGAAGAAGUUCAUUAUACCUGAAGGCGGUAAUCACGCACCAUCCAAUAAUUCUGAGGGACUAGCCAACGUGAUCGCUCCACAACCCGUGAGAGCUGUUGGAUCGACCAUCACCGUGCAAACUAUUGUCUCGCUUGAUCGGCACUCUGUCCCCCUGACGGAGCCAUUUCAGGAUGUUCAGGAACGACUGGACAAAGCGGACAAGCCGUCUGUUGUCACAGAUUCUAGAUUUCGUGUCAAGUGGGUGAAUACUGCGUACAAGAGGCUGGUGGGGCAACCCAAACUUUUCUGGUUAGCAUCCACAGGUAGCAGCAGCGAGGAUCACGAAGACUCGCCGGCCGCACUCCGACUCGCAGGUGACGUGUCGCUCAUUUGCGAUGGUACACAACUGCCAGACGGAAUUGCUGCUUUCACAUGUCGGGUAGGGAUUCAGUGGAGCCACCAAGGCGAGCACAGCGCCAUGUCUGUUCCGUCCGAAGUUUUCAGGUUGGAGGAUGGAGCCAUUGAUAGUAUGUAUGUUUGGGGGUUUGAUGUGUAUGAUGCAGGAGUGAAAAAUGUUCUCCAGAUCGAAGAUACAAGUCUCUACUGUUAAUAUAUUCUUCCGGGACCUGUUCCUUCCCAUUAUUUUAUAGUCUAGGGGCCGAAUUUGGCUUAAAGAUGGACAUGAUACUGAGCCCAUGAGUCUGUUCCCACGAGCUGUUUUCUCCAUCCAGGCAGUGAUUGGGAGCUUCUGUUGUAUCCUUCAAAUUAGAUGAUCGGUGAAAACCCUCAAAUUCUAUUGGUCUCUCACCAAGCUGUUAAGGCACUGCUCAAAGCUGCUGAUGUGUAGUGUAAGUUGUAUACUCGAGCGGCUCAGAUGCUUACCUGGGUGCCAUGGGCACUGGUCCUUAAAUAAAUGGAUCUUUCUGCUUUCUC